Messenger RNA from Ostertagia ostertagi, 459 nucleotides. NCBI's taxonomy places the organism in Eukaryota, Metazoa, Nematoda, Chromadorea, Rhabditida, Trichostrongylidae. The record is from the annotation of a GenBank genome assembly.
AUGGCACUGGCGCAAAUCAAUUGGUUAUUGAGCUACAUACCGGAAGUAGCAUUACCAAGAGCGAAAUCACCUGUUCUCUCAACUCCCGGCGCUCCUAUCAGAUCCUCUGUCACGGAAGGAAUGUAUCAAGUUGUUAGGCUAGCAGGACUAUCCGGAGCUGUCGCCGUUGCAGUUGGAGCGUAUGGAGCACACGUAAUUCGCGAUGACGAGUCAAUGGACGUAAGGCGCAAAAAAGCAUUCGAAACAGGAUCGAGAUAUCAUCUUAUUCAUACCCUAGCAUUGUUAGCUGCUCCACGAGCCCGUUAUCCUUUGGUAACAAGCUUAGUUUUCUUCAGCGGAAUGGUCAUGUUCUGUGGACCGUGUUAUCACUACAGCCUCACUGGCAAGGAAUUCACUCGACGAUUCACUCCAAUUGGAGGAGUUUUGUUUAUACUGGGUUGGCUGACGUUCAUGUUUUGA